AUGAGAACGCAGCAGCGGUGUGGGAUCUCGCCUAAAAUUGGCACGGUGUUGUCCGGCGUGUUCACCAUCAUUGCCACCGACCUGUCCAUGAUCUUUGAAGAAAAGUACAUGAAGCGCAGCAAUUGCUCUGCCGUCCAGGUGCAGAAUGCUGCUAUCAAAAAACAUCUCAUGCAAUCCAUCAUGUGCUGGAGUUUCCAAAUUGCUAUCUUCAUGUCUCUCGUCACCUUUAUGGUCAGCUUCCUCCUCCUGUUCUCCGUGUACACCCAGAAGUUCGGGGGCAUGGUGGUCUACUGCAUCUGGAUUAUCGUCUACGAAGUUGUCAACAUUAUGAUCCAAGUGGCCACCAGCGGAAACCCAGAGAAAGGGGUGGUCAAGCUGAUGCGCUUGUUCGGCUUGGUGUCCCGGAUCCUGAUGCACGCUCUCUGGUUGCUGUUCUUCGUCUUCAGCUAUAUGCAAAUUACCUACAAAAGGAGUCGGGAGGGCAACGUGCUGACCUCCAACCGACGGCACUCCGCGGAGAGCAAAGAUUUCAGGCGGCGAAAAUCCAAAUUGAUGAGCUUUUCCCGCUACCGUAAGUGA
This is a messenger RNA of Echinops telfairi (small Madagascar hedgehog), 579 nucleotides long. RefSeq names its product transmembrane protein 217-like. Lineage: Eukaryota; Metazoa; Chordata; Mammalia; Afrosoricida; Tenrecidae. The record is from RefSeq and is a predicted model, not a curated record. The transcript has a single exon. The coding region runs from base 1 to 579 and encodes 192 amino acids.